AUGUCUAGAAAAUUAGCGGAGAAGUUACCCGGUCAGUUUGCUGGUAACACCCAACCCAAUCCCAAUGCCCAUGCUAAAGCCAUUACCACUCGCAGUGGCAAGACCGUAGGAAACCCUAGAGUCGAGGAGAGAGUAGUUGAUGAAGAGGGAGAUGUGAUUGAUGAGGAGAUCGAAAUGGAGGCUCCUGGCAAAGUGCAAAAGAGGCUAAGCCCAGCAAGUACCGCACAGCCCGGUGAGUCUCAAAGUGAGAAGAAAGUUGAGAAAACCCCUAUAGAUGUUAGACCUUCACCUUUAGUGAACCAUGCGUACGUUCCGUUUCCCUCACGCCUUAAGAACCGAAAAUACUCAAGGGAAUACGGACAAUUUCUAGACAUCUUCAAGCAAUUGAAGAUUAAUCAUCCGUUUAUAGAGGCACUUCAAUCGAUGCCUAAGUACGUGAAGUUCUUGAAAGAUCUCCUUAGGAACAAAGAGAAGUUAGGAGAGUUGUCUAACGUCCCAUUGAAUGGGGGAUGUUCCGCCGUGGUGUUAAAUAAGCUUCCCGAAAAGCUUACCGAUCCCGGUAUUUUUACCAUUCCUUGUCUAUUCGGUAGCAACACCAACACUAGAGCUUUGGCCGAUUUAGGUGCUAGCAUCAACUUGAUGCCCUUUUCUCUUUAUGAGAAGCUAGACCUAGGAGAGUGA
Molecule: messenger RNA, 681 nt
Organism: Helianthus annuus (common sunflower)
Lineage: Eukaryota; Viridiplantae; Streptophyta; Magnoliopsida; Asterales; Asteraceae
Exons: 1
Coding region: 1-681 (226 amino acids)
Source: RefSeq, a predicted model, not a curated record